This is a messenger RNA of Paecilomyces variotii, 1098 nucleotides long. Its product is annotated as putative 40S ribosomal protein S5. Gene Ontology annotation, cellular component: ribosome; cytosolic small ribosomal subunit. Gene Ontology annotation, biological process: translation; ribosomal small subunit assembly. Gene Ontology annotation, molecular function: structural constituent of ribosome; mRNA binding; rRNA binding. The record is from RefSeq and is a predicted model, not a curated record. The coding region runs from base 136 to 780 and encodes 214 amino acids. The transcript has 3 exons. Lineage: Eukaryota; Fungi; Ascomycota; Eurotiomycetes; Eurotiales; Thermoascaceae.
GCACCGCGAAUUUCCCUCCGCUCAGCGAACAUUUCAAUCGACCGACUGCAUACCGUCGACGCUCAACGUUCACCCAACGGCACCGUCUGUCACCUCCAACUAAUCCCUCGACAACAGGUGUAUACGGCGUCCAACAUGUCCGACAACGGCGAAGUCGAGGUCGAAAGCUCGGCGGCCUUCCAGGCCGUCCCCAAGGAUGUCCUGGCCGAGCAGGGCAGCGUGAAGCUGUUCAACAAGUGGAGCUACGAGGAUGUUGAGAUCAGGGACAUUUCUUUGACCGACUACGUCCAGAUCCGUUCCCCUGUCUACCUUCCUCACUCCGCUGGCCGAUACGCCCAGAAGCGUUUCCGCAAGGCUCAGUGCCCUAUCAUCGAGCGUCUGACCAACUCGCUCAUGAUGAACGGCCGCAACAACGGAAAGAAGCUCAAGGCUGUCCGCAUCGUUGCUCACUCUUUCGAGAUCAUCCACAUCAUGACCGACCAGAAUCCCCUCCAGGUCGCUGUCGAUGCCGUUGUCAACUGCGGUCCCCGUGAAGACAGCACCCGUAUCGGAUCCGCUGGUACCGUCCGUCGCCAGGCUGUCGAUGUCUCCCCUCUCCGCCGUGUCAACCAGGCCAUCUCUCUGCUGACCAUCGGUGCCCGUGAGGCCGCUUUCCGCAACGUCAAGAGCAUUGCUGAGUGCCUUGCUGAGGAGCUGAUCAACGCCGCCAAGGGCAGCUCCAACUCUUACGCCAUCAAGAAGAAGGACGAGCUCGAGCGUGUUGCCAAGAGCAACCGGUAAAGGAAUUCACGUUUAUUUUCCUUGUAUGUUGCUCGAUUUUGCCUGCUGGGGGUGGAGAGGGUGUCAUCAGGGUCCGGUCGAUUUGCAUGCAUCUGCGCGGCUGUACAUGCCAGGAAACAGCCACGGAGGAAGCAAGGUCUUGAAAAUGGAUGGCUUUCCUUCUUCGUAGUUGAGAUGCGAUCAUGAAGACUUCAGAUUAGUCUGCAAUAUGAAAAAUCCUUCCAAUCUCACUAGGCGUUGACAAAAAAUGUUGAAUUAUCUUGUCCCGCCCUCGACGGGAAUUUACGUUGUAAUCCGAGGUCUCCAAAAAAAAAAACA